AUGGCCACCACCACCCUCCCACUCCUCCUUUUAGUAAUUGUAAGCUCGUUCCAAAAUGCGGUGGUUUCUGGUGUGGGUAUAAACUACGGGACUCUCGGAAACAACCUGCCACCACCAAAGAGAGUAGCUCAGCUCCUGCAGGCCACUCUCAUAGACAAGGUCAAAAUCUAUGACAGCAACCCCGAAAUCCUCCAGGCCUUUUCCAACACAGGCAUCGACCUAAUCGUCGCCGUCGAGAACAGCCAUGUCUCCAACAUCAGCACCGACGUGGCUGCCGCGGACGAGUGGUUUGCCACUCGUGUCCUGCCCUUCAUUCCUGCCACUUCCAUCACAGCCAUUGCUGUAGGAAAUGAAUACUUAACCACAACAACAGCUGCUACAAAAAGUGACAAAGAUCCCCAAGUGGACCCUACAGCUCUGGUCCAGGCAAUGCAGAACUUGCACGCAGUGCUCAUAGCCCGAGGGCUGGACCGCAAGAUCAAGGUCACCACCCCACACAGCAUGGCCGUUCUAGCAUCCUCAUUUCCUCCUUCAUCCUCAACUUUUGCCACAAAUCUUGUGCCAACUAUGACCUCCAUAGCUGCCUUCUUGGCGGACACUGGCGCCCCUUUUAUGGUCAAUGCCUACCCUUACUUCGCAUACCGGGACAACCCCGACAUGGUCAAUCUACAAUACGCAUUGCUAGGGAACUCAACCUCAAACGGUGUGCGUGACCCGAAAGGGUACACGUACACCAACAUGCUGGAUGCUCAGAUUGAUGCCGUUCGAGCUGCCAUUGAUGCACUUGGACUUGGACACCGGACCGUGGAGAUCAUGGUGUCCGAAUCCGGGUGGCCAUCCAAGGGUGACACCGGGGAUAUAGCCGCUACGCCGGAAAAUGCCAAGACUUAUAACACUAGGUUGAUUGAGCGUGCCCAGUCUAACAAAGGGACACCCAUGAAGCCUAAUGACAAGGUUGAGGUAUUUGUGUUUGCUUUGUUUAAUGAGAACAAGAAGGAAGGGGGCGCGACAGAGAGAAAUUUUGGGAUUUUUAACGGGGACGGUUCGAAGGUGUAUGAAGUGGAUUUGAGCUGCAAAUUUUGCAGCAACGAUGGCAACGGAAAUGGAGGAGGAUUUGGGUUUGGUGAGAAAGUAUCGGGUGUGGCAAGGGGUCCAUCUGUUUGGUGUGUUGCUAAGCCCCAUGCUGAUGAGAAGGUGCUUCAAGCUGUGUUGGAUUUUUGCUGUGGAGGUGGUGGUGUGGAUUGCAGAGAGAUCUAUGAGAACGGUGAUUGUUUUGAGCCUCAGAAGCUUCUUGCUCAUGCAUCUUAUGCUAUGAAUGCCUACUAUCAGAUGCAUGGCAGAAAUUACUGGAAUUGUGACUUCAAGGGCACUGGCUUAGUUACUUUCAGUGAUCCAAUUGUUGAUUGUUCUGACUCUCUUAUGGGAGAUGCCGGUAUCCUCAACAGUAAAUCAGCAGGAAGGAAUGACAGAGGGCAUAAUCAAUGUGGUUGA
Molecule: messenger RNA, 1491 nt
Organism: Prunus armeniaca (apricot)
Lineage: Eukaryota; Viridiplantae; Streptophyta; Magnoliopsida; Rosales; Rosaceae
Source: the annotation of a GenBank genome assembly